AUGAUUCACUCGACGAGUUGCACUUUUGUCACGGGGUCUGCGUGUGAGUCGCGUGUUGGAAGCGUACGUGUGCGAAGUCGGUGUCGCGUGCAGAAGUGGGGGAAGGGGAAAGAGUCACUGGGAGUACUGUACAAGUACUGUAGGUUGGACUCGGCAAUGCAAGUGCGGGUGAUCGACUUGGAGGAUUACCCGUAAUUUAGGUCUUGGGAAGCGAAAGGUGAGUUUGGGACGAGUGACCAGAUGCGGGGAGGGUUGUUGUUGUGCUAAUUUAAAUUACUUGUAUGAUACCACAAUCACCAGGUGCUACUUUCUUUAUAUAAUAUUAUAUCUAUUA
This is a messenger RNA of Tuber melanosporum (Perigord truffle), 334 nucleotides long. RefSeq lists its product as uncharacterized. Bases 1 to 195 code for a protein of 64 amino acids. The transcript has a single exon. The record is from RefSeq and is a predicted model, not a curated record. NCBI's taxonomy places the organism in Eukaryota, Fungi, Ascomycota, Pezizomycetes, Pezizales, Tuberaceae.